Colossoma macropomum (tambaqui) is the source of this 2052-nucleotide messenger RNA. It is a transcript of the gene fgf22, whose product is annotated as fibroblast growth factor 22. Gene Ontology annotation, biological process: positive regulation of protein phosphorylation; cell differentiation; positive regulation of gene expression. Gene Ontology annotation, cellular component: cytoplasm. The coding region runs from base 593 to 1231 and encodes 212 amino acids. NCBI's taxonomy places the organism in Eukaryota, Metazoa, Chordata, Actinopteri, Characiformes, Serrasalmidae. Gene Ontology annotation, molecular function: growth factor activity; fibroblast growth factor receptor binding. The transcript has 3 exons. The record is from RefSeq and is a predicted model, not a curated record.
GCUUUACUGCCUCGUUCGGUCACACAGGCGUGCUCUCGCGGCUGGUUCUCUCUUUCCCUCAGCCUCUUUCUCUUCCUCUCUCCCUCUCUCUCCCUACUCUCACUCCCUUUCUCUUUGAGACACACACACACACACACACAAUUCACUCAGCUCAUUCACAGGCACGGGUCAGGCAGCCUCACGUUUCACCUUGCACAGCCCCUGGCUGGGAGGAGAGGGAGCGUCUGCAAGGUGCAGCCGUCAGACAGGACUCUUCUCUCCACAGCUGAGUGAAGUUUAGUCAAGCAACCUGAGAGCUCCAGAGAAACCCGAGAAGAGCUGGAAGAUGGGAUUACAAAGUGCCACAUCAAUUCUGUGAAGAGCAAGACCAGCCACAGCAAAGGAAAAGGACAAACAGGUGCCUGGAUCCAACAGAAAUCCUUCAAGUACCAAAGCAUCAGCAGAAGCUCUGCAAGGUUCUGUCUGCUCUUUCUGAAUGGUUCCCGCUGAAAGCAGCUGCUGUUUCAAGGUACUGUGUGUAGCGGGGCAGCGAACGGGGUGCAAAAUCAUGCCGAAUGCUUGCGCAAGGUGCACCUCGGGAGUCUGACCCACCAUGUGCAAAUGGACGUCGGCCGACCUCACCUCCAUUGGCUUGGCCCGUCUCGGGCUGCCCCUGCAACCCUGCGCCCUUUCCCUCCGCCUGGCGUGCCUCUCCUUGCUCUUUCUGGCUGGCACCACUCUCGGAGGUUGCCCGACUGGACUGGGGCAUGACCCCCUCCACUUGCUGGCACGGAGCACGAACUGCUCGUGGACUCUAGAGCGGCACACGCGCAGCUACAACCACCUAGAGGGCGACGUCCGGCUGCGGCGCCUGUACUCCGCCAACAAGUUCUUCCUCUGCAUCGACAAGACGGGCAAGGUGGACGGCACCCGACGCAAGAACUAUCCUGACAGUCUGAUGGAAAUCCGAUCCGUCAGUGUGGGAGUUGUCGCCAUCAAAUCUGUCAGCACCGGCCUGUACUUGGCCAUGUCCAAAAAAGGCACACUCUUUGGAUCGGCCAGAUAUAACCCAAGCUGCAAGUUCAAAGAGCGCAUUGAGGAGAAUGGCUACAACACGUAUGCAUCCCUGCGCUGGAAGCACGGUGGGAGGCAGAUGUUUGUGUCACUGAACGGCAGGGGGAAGCCGAGGAGGGGCCAUAAAGCCCGCAGGAGACACCCGUCCACUCACUUCCUCCCCAUGCUCCCCACAUAACUGCAGUCCAGAGUUAGCCUUAUCCUAUUACCCCUUCCCAUGACUGCUGUAUGUGUACAUUUUCUGGGGAUUUUUUUUUUCUACAUCAUUUUGGUUCUUUUGGAAUUGUCAUAUAGUAUGUUAACUUAUUCCUCACAGGUUCUUAGCUUCGAGCCUGAUAAAGCUUCUGUAAGGCUUCUAAUAUUGUGCAUAAGCAAUUAUAUACCGUAUUUAUGUUACUGCUGAAGAAACUAAGCAUCUCUUUUAACUAGCUGUUGUGAUUUACACAUUACAUGACUGCAGUAGAUAGUUAGCCUUUCUGAAAAUAAACUAAACCGUGGAGACCAGCCUGAACUGUGGGACAGGACUAACUGCAUUACACAUUCUUAUGAAUUACAAUCUUUUCUGACACCAUGAAAACAAUUUCAUAUGACAUAAUCAAAAUCUGUUUUGUAUCCAUUGUGUUUGUAUUUUCUUUAAUUUUUUCUGUUUGUUUCUUUAUUCCAAUGUAUUUUCUCUCUUGCUGUGUGAGCAUGGAAGUGCUUCUAACAUCUUCGAUGCUAUCUGACCAGAGUGAUAUCAGAACAGGCUGUAAAACACAUACACAUGUAUCCUACAUCCACUUCAGCAGAGUGAGGGUGGUCAGGUCAGCCUUAACAAGAAACACUCCAACUGAACAUGUGUUCCUGUGUGACCCGAACACACAUGGCUCAUCCAUUAUAACGGAGGACUGAACCUGACAGCUUGUAUACUGGACUAAUUCUCUAAAUGAUGUUUCGUAUUACGUGUUCCUAUUAAGUCACACUAACAGUCUUUUCCCUCAACCUUUUGCAAAUAGAACA